This is a messenger RNA of Neurospora tetrasperma FGSC 2508, 1572 nucleotides long. RefSeq names its product 6-phosphogluconate dehydrogenase. NCBI's taxonomy places the organism in Eukaryota, Fungi, Ascomycota, Sordariomycetes, Sordariales, Sordariaceae. The record is from RefSeq and is a predicted model, not a curated record. Gene Ontology annotation, cellular component: cytosol. Gene Ontology annotation, molecular function: phosphogluconate dehydrogenase (decarboxylating) activity; NADP binding. The transcript has 5 exons. The coding region runs from base 1 to 1572 and encodes 523 amino acids. Gene Ontology annotation, biological process: pentose-phosphate shunt, oxidative branch; pentose-phosphate shunt.
AUGUCUGGACCUGUCGCUCGCCUAGCGAACAUCAUUGUUGGCGGAGCUGUGAAGCCGGGCUCCCAGUCCCAAUCUCAAAGUCAGACAAGUGCUAACGAUGCCCCAAGCGCUGAUAUCGGCCUCAUCGGCCUGGCCGUCAUGGGUCAGAACUUGAUCCUCAACAUGGCCGACCAUGGCUUCACCGUCUGCGCCUUCAACCGUACCGUUUCCAAGGUCGACCAUUUCCUUGCCAACGAGGCCAAGGGCAAGUCGAUCGUUGGUGCCAAGUCCACCGAGGAGUUCGUCUCCAAGCUCAAGUCCCCCCGCCGCAUCAUGCUCCUCGUCCAGGCCGGCAAGCCCGUCGAUGACUGGAUCGAGACUCUCCUCCCCCUCCUCGAGAAGGGCGACAUCAUCAUUGAUGGCGGUAACUCUCACUUCCCCGACAGCAACCGCAGGACAAAGUACCUUGCCUCCAAGGGCCUCCACUUCGUUGGUUCCGGUGUCUCUGGUGGUGAGGAGGGUGCCCGCUACGGCCCUUCGCUGAUGCCCGGUGGUGACGAGGCUGCCUGGCCUCACAUCAAGGACAUCUUCCAGUCCAUUGCUGCCAAGAGCGAUGGCGAGGCCUGCUGCGAGUGGGUCGGUGACGAGGGUGCUGGCCACUACGUCAAGAUGGUCCACAACGGCAUUGAGUACGGUGACAUGCAGCUCAUCUGCGAGGCCUACGACAUUAUGAAGCGCGGUCUCGGCCUCUCCCACAAGGAGAUGGGUGAUGUGUUUGCCAAGUGGAACAAGGGCGUUCUCGACUCGUUCCUGAUUGAGAUCACCAGGGAUAUCAUGUACUUCACCGACGAUGAUGGCACUCCUCUCGUCGAGAAGAUUCUCGACAAGGCUGGCCAGAAGGGUACUGGCAAGUGGACUGCUGUCAACGCCCUUGACCUGGGCAUGCCUGUCACCCUCAUUGCCGAGGCUGUCCUUGCUCGCUGCCUGUCUGGCAUCAAGGAGGAGCGUGUCAAGGCCUCCACUAAGCUCGAGUUCGUUGGCCGUGCCAACAAGUUCGAGGGUGAUAAGGAGCAGUUCUUGGAGGACCUCGAGCAGGCUCUCUAUGCUUCCAAGAUCAUCUCUUAUGCCCAGGGCUUCAUGCUCAUGCAGGAGGCUGCUAAGGAGUACAACUGGAAGCUCAACAAGCCUUCCAUUGCCCUCAUGUGGCGCGGUGGUUGCAUUAUCCGCUCCGUCUUCCUGAAGGACAUCACCGCUGCUUACCGCAAGAACCCCGACCUCGAGAACCUUUUGUUCGACGACUUCUUCAACAAGGCCAUCCACAAGGCCCAGCCCGGCUGGCGUGAUGUCGUUGCCAAGGCUGCUCUCCUUGGUCUUCCCACUCCCGCUUUCUCCACUGCUCUGUCGUGGUUCGAUGGCUACCGCACCAAGGACCUCCCCGCGAACCUGCUCCAGGCUCAGCGCGACUACUUCGGCGCCCACACCUUCUUGGUCAAGCCCGAGUACGCCAACGAGAAGUACCCCGAGGGCAAGUACAUCCACGUCAACUGGACUGGCCGCGGCGGCAACGUUUCCGCUUCCACCUACCAGGCGUAA